Molecule: messenger RNA, 4960 nt
Organism: Gigantopelta aegis
Lineage: Eukaryota; Metazoa; Mollusca; Gastropoda; Neomphalida; Peltospiridae
Product: fragile X mental retardation syndrome-related protein 1-like
Exons: 17
Coding region: 1-2229 (742 amino acids)
Biological process (GO): regulation of dendritic spine development; negative regulation of translation; regulation of mRNA stability
Cellular component (GO): dendritic spine; neuronal ribonucleoprotein granule; neuronal cell body
Molecular function (GO): translation regulator activity; mRNA 3'-UTR binding; protein homodimerization activity
Source: RefSeq, a predicted model, not a curated record
AUGGAGGACCUUGCGGUCGAAGUUUGUGGAGCUAAUGGGAUUUAUUACAAGGCAGUGCUAAAAAGUUUUUAUGAUGAUGAAGUCUGUGUUGAGUUUGAAAACAAUUGGCAGCCAGAAAGACGUGUUAAGUGCAAUCAGGUUCGGCUGCCCCCUAAAGAAAGUGGGAAAGUCGAGUAUAAAGAUGACGAUCGUGUUGAAGUUUACGCAAAAUCAUCGGAAGAUGCUGCAUUUGCGUGGUGGCCGGGAAAGUUGAAAAUGCUUAAAGGGGAGUUUGCUGUCAUUGAAUACAGUGGAAUGGACAAACAGUACAGCGAUAUCAUCCCCCUGGACAGAAUUCGCCCAGUCAAUACAAAUCCUCCAAUCACUAAAAACAGUUUCUUCAAAUAUAUACUGGAAGUUCCACCUGAUUUGAGGGAUGUGUGUCAGGAAGAUACCGUUCAUGAGGACUUCCGAAAGCACAUCGGUCCGGCUGUUCUCAGUUACAAUGCUACAGAGAAUACUCUUCAAAUUCUGUCCACUAACGAAUCUGUGAUUAAAAAGGCUUCCAUUAUUGGUGACAUGUUUCUACGCAACCUUCGUCAGAAAGUCUUACUCAAGCAAAGAACAGAAGAGGCAGUUAAAAAGUUGCAGGGAGUUAGUCUGUUUCAGAACACAAAGAUCCGCUCAGGCUACAUGGAGGAGUUCAUAGUGCGCGAGGACCUCAUGGGGCUGGCCAUCGGCACGCACGGUGCCAACAUACAGCAGGCACGCAAAGUGGAGGGCAUCACCGGCAUCGAGCUCGACGAGGCCACGUGCACAUUCAAAGUUUACGGGGAGACAAAGGAUGCAGUGAAACAAGCGCGCAACACAUUAGAAUUCUCUGAAGAAACGUUCCCAGUGCCUAGGGAUUUAGUAGCCAAGGUUAUUGGUAAGAAUGGGCGGACGAUUCAAGACAUGGUUGACAAGUCUGGUGUGGUGCGAGUGAAGAUAGAGGGAGACAAUGAGGCCGAAGAUGUGAGUGAAGGAACGUGGCCGGAAAAGACUGGAGAUGUGCCUUUCAUUUUCGUAGGAACUGUUGAAAGUAUUGGAAAUGCCCAAUUGUUACUGGAUUACCAUUUAACACAUUUACGGGAAGUAGAGCAGUUGAGACAAGCCAAACUGGAGAUAGAUAGUCAGUUGAAAAGUUUGUCUGGAACCCAGAAUAGUCCUUACUACCCAGCACCCCGAGAAAGAAGGAGUAGCACUGAUCCUUUUUACGAUGACAGGGGAAGGCGGGGCCGAGGUGGGCGUGGCAUGGGGCGUGGUCGGAGAUGGGCGACAGAAAGGCAUGGAGAAGACAGCACAGGUCCAGAACCUGUUGGAGACUGGUCUGCGGAGGUGAUGGCCGAGGAGCGGCGCCAGUCAGGUUACUUGACUGACAGCGUUCUCAGUGGAAGAGGGCGGGGCUACAGGAGGGGACGAGGUCGGGGGCGGUUCUCCGGCUACUCUUCUCGGAGGGAAUCAGAUUAUGAAGAUCACCGUCGCUUCCCGCCUGAUAACUUCAACUUCCGGGUCACCAGAAAAUUUAAUUACGACGACGACGACCGAGACCCACGCUCACGUCGGCGCAUGACGGACGACGACGAUACAGUAUUAGACAACGCGAGUGUCACAAGUCAAGAACAAGACUUCGACCGUAGAAGAAGAAGGCGGCGACGUCCCAACCGGAUUCGUGGAAACGUCGGCAGUGCAGCGUCGGGAACGGAAACCGACACCAGCGUAUCAAACUACCGAGGCGGAAACCGCUACCAGAACAUGCCGCCCCGCACACAGUCGUCGGCUCGUGGCGGUGGAGGAGGAAACGUUGGCCAGCCAAACUCGAUGAAACCCGAGCGAAACCAGUCUGGCAAUCAGUACAGCGGUAGCGCUGGAGCAGUUGGCGGUAGUAGUAGUGGUGGUGGUGGCGGCGGUGGUGGUGGGUACAAGAACAAUCAGAACCAAACCGGUACUGCCGAGAAGGUUAACGGAAUGGCUGAAUCGUUGUCUGCGUCAGCCGAUGCUGCAGCCAAACCACCACGCGACGUACCAAAGGAGCAGCGUGAACCGCCACGACGUGGGGGUGGGGGUGGGGCCGGGGGCGGGGGCGGGGCGCUACACGGUAAACCUCCCGGCAGUGCAGCCAGCGGCAGUGAUUCGGACUCGAAAAAUGCGAAAGCCAAAGUGAACAAUAUAGCAAAGACGAAAAUGGAACCAAUGGUGAACGGGGAAUAAAAAGGUUUCUCCUCCCUAACUCAGUAUGUGGUGCAUAAAGAUUACAAGUACUUAAACCAACACGGAAAUGACAUACACUCGACUGUCGUCCAGUAAAAUACGGCAAACAAACAAAAAAUCCAGUAGUUUAAUUUUCAGGGGUGGGGAGUAUGAUUUGUUGGUGAGGACAGACCUCGCCACUGCCUUUAGGUGAUUUAGAUCCGCAAGAGGAGUUUGAUAGUAACAUACAGUAGAUAGAGCUUGAUGGUUUGACUACAUGAUUACAUGGUGACAGCUUUAUGCUUUGUGAAAAAGCUGAGGUGAAAACCUUGUGGUCUUCUCUGCUGGCAUCGACAUUGCCCAAAUGUUGAUUAGUGCGACGUGAAAGCUUUGGUCUGUAGUAUGCGUUGAUUAAGUAGCUAUUAGUCAUUGAGACAUCUAGCAAGUGAUGUCGGACCAGAGAGAGAUCAAAAUGAACACAAACAGUUCCCAUUUAAAAGUGCAAAUGAGUUUGAUCCCAGCUGUAGAUGGUAGAAAAUCCAUCCCGUGGUUGAUAUUUUUUGAAGCCGAUUUAAUGUCGUAUUGAAAAAUUCUAGAUCUAAUUCUAGACAUUUUUUUCUGCCUCUGGAAAUGCACGUUUACGUAUUUCCCUGCACUGAAGUGGAUGCUGUGAAAUGACUACGUACCACAAUCUGGAUGAAUUAUUGGCUCCCAGAUCUGCUGAGUUUGAUGAAGAUGGUGACAUUCAUUAUCAGCUAUCAUUUUUUGAGUUGAGACACCGAGCACUGGACCCUCCGGGUGUUUUGAGACAUCCAGGCACGGCCGAUGCAUUGAGACUGAACUACUUUCACAUAUGGAAUUUCACCUAACAUAACCUAUGUGUUUUUCCCCAAACAUUGGUUCUCUUGAACAUCAUCGAUUGAGUCUUAUUUGAGUUGUGAUGGAAAGUGUAAUGUUCCUGUGAUCCCAAAAUUAGGGAUUUUUGUUUUCACAAUCGUAUUGGACAUUUUGAGGUUUUUUGUUGGUGGGUGUUUGUUUUUUUUGUUUUUUUUCUUCUUUUUUUUAUAAAUUGAAAGAACUUUGUAGCCUUUUCCAAUAUUUUUUUAAAUUUUUUUUUGCAAUUGUAAAAAAAAAAGGACCAUAUUUUAAACCAGUUGAAGAUUGCUGAACAACAUGGGUCGAAUUUACGAAGCCAGUUUUUCUUAUAUGCGGGUGUUUAAGCAUUGUGAGUGUGUAUACUUACGUGUGUAAGACAAAAAUAGAGUUUGUAAAUUAGCGUCCUUAUAUCUUAUAUAUGUAUGGGUAAAAUCAAGUUAUAAUGGUAUUUUUAAUGAAAAUUAUUGUUAACGAUGUUACUUAAAAUGUAAGUAAUGCAUGAUGGUAAAUAAUAAAAUUUGGUUUUAAAUUAUUAUUAUUUGGGAGGGGGGCUUAAUUGUGACUUCAGUUUGAAUUUUUUUCUCUCCUCCGUCUCGGAGAAAGAUAUAAACACCUGGUUAUUAAAGCAUUUUCUUUUUAAGUACAAUGGUCAUAACCUUGCGUGUGGUACACAAUCAUCAAUAUUUAGCAUGAUAUACAUUUUCUUUUUGAUAAAUAGAAAAUCGAAACUGUUUAUGUUUGUUGCUUACACCAAAAGUGGAUAUGCACCUGACAUAUUUUUACAGUAUAUCUUUUUUUUUUAUGAUCCACAAGUUCACCGCAGUGUUAAUUUUAAUAUGUGAAGCUAUUGCCUUUACCCUUAACUGAAAUUAUCUCCCUUAGUUUGCCAGGCAAAAUUAUUUCCCUUGGCCACUGAAUUGUAAUUAAUGGUCAUAAUUUUUUCUUUUUAGCUUUUGAAAAUUUGUUUCAUUCUAAAAUUUAGUUUGAUAUAAAAUACAGUUUUUGUAGGAAAAAAACCCAAAACAAAACCCCUCCUGUAUUUUUUCACCAUUGCAGUUGUGCAUACACGAAAUGGAAGAAUAUGUGCUAAGCAUCGUUACAGCACUAGCAAUGAUGUUGUUUUAUGUGAAACAAACAUUGCUUGAAAAAUUAAUAUUUGGAUUGUAUAUUUCAAUAUGAGAUUCAUUCUUGGGGAUGUAACAAAAAUAUUUUGAAACUUAAUGGGCCUAUUGAGUCCCUUUGAAAAAAAAAGAAGUGAAUUAUAUAUUUAAGUUGUGAGGGUUUUUGUUAUAUUUUGUAUAAGCUUUCGUUGUGUUUGUGGAAUAAACAUUGCACAUAUUCAGCAUAAUUCUAGAAUUUUUAUGGAAUGUUAAUACUUUUUGCCGAGUCCAUGUAAGGAAUGCUGUUGAAUCUCAAAAUUAAUUAUUUUGCAAACGGAACCUUUUGCUUUUCUUGCGAGUUGUGAAUAUUGAAUAAUGCAUUUCAGGUUAUUUUGACUUAAUUAAAGUUUAAAAUGUUCACUGGUCUGGAGGUGAAAUAUUUUGAAGUCAGCAUGUUUUACUUAAUUUUGACUUGAUUAUUUUGGGCCUUCAUAGUUUUAUCGCAUUGACUUAAGAUGCAGUCUAAAGCGCUGGCCCCCCCCCCACACACACACACACACCCCACCCCACACACCCCAUAACAAAACCAAUCUGAAACAUGAUACUCCAAUGCAGGCUCUAGGUCAGUCUGUAGAGCACUUGCUUGGGAUGCUACAGUUGCAGGAUCGAACCCCAUUGCUGGACCCAUGUUUUUUUUCUCAUCCCAAACUUCCCCAUGUUUGGUAUAUCAAAGUCUGUGGUAUGUGAUGUUCUGUCUGUGGGAAAGUGCAUAUAAG